UCAAUGCAGCUGUCCCUUUCUUCCUUCCGCAAACUGCCACUGCUUCUUCCUAGUCCUACUCCUACACCCCGCUUUGCUCUCGCUCGGCCAGAACCCCAAGCAGCAGUCCGCCCUCGCUCGCAGGCUGCCGUUGUCAAGACGGGGUGAUCCAGGCCACCACCGCCGGAUGCGCUCUACCACGCCGGGGGUCCGCCGCUUCCACCAGGCAAGAGACACGUGAGAUGGACAGCGUGGAAAGUUUUCAAUUCUUCCAGAUCAUACUUGAGAACUCCUCGACUAGGCUGAGGCUGCCUGACAAGUUUACGACGGUGCUGCUAGAGCUAGACGGCGGCAAGCCCCAGGAAGUGAAGCUGCGGAAUGCCGGCCACGGGCGUCGCUUUUGGGACGUGAAGGUGGUGCUGGACGCCGACGGCCACAUGUACCUAGGGUUCGCCCGUGCGCACGACCUGCGGCUCGGCUACUUCCUGGUCUUCAGCUUCGACGGCGACGCCGUGCUCACCGUCAAGGUGUUCGACGUGAGCAUGUGCCGCAGGCACUACCAGCAUGAUGACGAUGGCAGUACCAGCAGUGGGAGCAGCAGCGACGGCGACAGUGGCAGCGAAGAUGGCAGCAGCAACGGCGACGGUGGCGGCAACAGCAGCAGCAUGGCGGUGAUGGGGAUCGACGACGGGCCGGCGUCGCUGUUCACCGUCAUGCUGAGGGAGUGCAACCUGGGCGUGAGGCAGAAGCAGUACCUGAACGUGCCGGUGGAGUUCCAGAACGCGCACGGGUACGCGGAGAGGAGCAAGGUGGAGCUGCGGAUGCGCGGCAAGUCGUGGUUCGUGAACCUGAAGCACAGCCCCCGGAGCCGUGGCAGGCCCCGCGCGUCGCUCAGGUACGGGUGGCACCAGUUCUGCGUCGACAACGGCCUCGGCGUCGGCGACACCUGCUUCUUCCGAGCUCUCGGCGAAGGCAGCGCCGGCGAGGUCCACCUUCUCAAGGUGGAGGUGAGGAAGCGAGACGGCAGCUUCCUGGUCUGAGGCGAGGGCGGUGGCCCCCGACCUCCGUUGCAUGCGUCAGCCUGGUUGGCCGGCGUGACCUCGUCCGUGGCCAUCGACCGGCACCACUCAGUGCGUUAUUAUGCUUGCUUAAUAAUAAUUGUAAGACCUUAAUCCUCGGUACCUCGACUG
Triticum dicoccoides is the source of this 1169-nucleotide messenger RNA. RefSeq names its product B3 domain-containing protein Os03g0212300-like. The transcript has 5 exons. The record is from RefSeq and is a predicted model, not a curated record. Gene Ontology annotation, molecular function: DNA binding. Bases 222 to 1019 code for a protein of 265 amino acids. NCBI's taxonomy places the organism in Eukaryota, Viridiplantae, Streptophyta, Magnoliopsida, Poales, Poaceae.